CGUCGCUAUGGUAACUGAACGCUGAGACGGAAAAAAAAUUCACCUUUAGCAAAAGUGAAAAUAACUAAUGUUACUUAGUUUAUUAAAUAAUACUUAAAAGGACAAAAGUACGAUGGACAAACUUGAAGACAUCGAGAGUUUUUUGAAGAAUGUUGACAAAAUAAGUGAGCUAGUGAAUGAUCUAAAGUGUUCUGAUGUAGAAGUCCAGCAAAAAGCAAUAGAGAAAGCUGAUUGCUACAUUGCUGCCUUGGAUGAACCUUGCAUGACAAAAGUCAACAAGACCACUAUCAACACAAGUCCACCUCUCCAGCCUUCUUUGAGCCUGCAGAAUGAAAGUCCAGAGAAUUUCAUGAAGAUUAUGGAGAGAGAUGCUGAAGACAGAAGAUUAAGGAGGGUUGCAAAGGCGCAAAAGGCAACUGCACUCAAAGACAAGGGGAAUGAAGCGUAUACUCAAGGAAACUAUGAAACUGCUGUGAAGUAUUACAGCGAUGGCUUGGCUGAACUAAGGGACAUGCAGCCAUUGUACACCAACCGAGCCCAAGCCUACAUCAAGCUCGGAAAGUACAAGGAGGCCAUCAGUGACUGUGAAUGGGCACUAAAGUGUCAGGAGAGGUGUAUUAAGGCUUACCUACACAUGGGGAAAGCAUAUUUGGCAUUGAAGAAAUAUAAUGAGUCCAGAAACUGCUUUGAAAAGAUAGUGGAGAUUGAACCUGGGAGGGAGAAGAUGGUGAAAGAAUACCUGACCCAGGUAGAUUUGGAAGAAGAGAGAGAGAGUCAGGAGAUGAAUGCGAUGCAAGAGUUUGACAAGGGGCAUGGGAAGGCCACAAUAGUGCCGCAGCUGCUGGAGAAGCUGUCAAGGCCCGGCCAGAUGCCCCUCUACUACUGUGGAGGAUUGGAGAUUCUGUCACUAGCAGUUACUGACAGUACAGGCCAGACCCUUUUCAGACUGAACAAUGGCUUUAGUAUCAUCAGCAGCAAUGACACGAUGAGGAGUUGCCUGUUGCAGAAAACAAAGGAUCCAGACAGCCAGGAGUUGUGUGUGUCUGUUCUGAAAUUAUGGAGGGUAAUUUGUUGUGGAAAUGAUGAAAACCAGAAGAUGCUGAUGACAUGCCCAGUCACCAGACAGUCCAUUGUUGACUUGGUAACAUCAGAGCAUGUUGCAGCACAGAAAGAAUGCCUGGCAUUACUUUGUUUGUAUUCACAGAUGCCACAAGGCAGACAUUUGGCUGCUGACAACUUGAAUGUGCCCAUACUAAUGAGGAACCUCAUGGCUUGCAUCUCAAAGCCAAAGCAGCGGCAAGAGAACGCAGCGGUCAACAUUCUGGAGAACCUUACAGCAGAAAACAAAUUUUGCAUUCAGUUAAGGAGUGUGUUGACAGACUAUUUCAUUGCACCAUUUACAACAAUACUGAGAAAUAUCAGCAAGUCCAAUCAGCAUAUCCUUCCAUCGCUGAUAUCGGCUGUUGGCAGUCUGGCUCGAGAUGACGUCAUCUGUCACAAUUUUGCUCAUGAUCCAGAGUGUUGGAAGGCCUUUCUGGUCGCCAUUAGGCAGUGCAGUGCAUGCGGAAACAAAGAGGUCCUUUACCCAAUGCUUGGUUUGAUCAUCAACCUUUCAACUAUCACUUCUCCAGUCAUUCAGGAGCAUGCUGUUUCCCUCUGUGACUGCUGUCUGGGCCUGCUGAGGGAUAGUGAUGGAGGAGUCAUAACUAGAGCCACAGGCGUACUGAGCACUGUCCUCCCUCAGUCCUCUGAAGCCGUUCAGCAUGUUAUACAGGGGAAUGUGGUCCGGACCAUGCACCGACUGCUUAAGGGAACAGGGCAGACUGCCACUAAGUAUGCCAUUAAGACUCUGACAGUGUGCACUGCUGCCAGUCACUUGGCCCGGGAGGAGCUGGUGAAGACUGAUAAAAAAUUGUCUAUUUUACGCCAUUUGCUGGGUUCCAGCUGUGAUGAGAUGGUGUCAGGAAAUGCAGCCCUGUGUUUGGCCUACUGUCUUUAUUUGGAGGGAACUGCCAGCAACCUGCUGGGCACUGAUAUUGUGCUACUGCUACUGCGUCACGCUGCAGGGGAUGCUAAGAGGACAGCUGUGCAGCAAAAUGCAGCGAUUGCUUUGGGGAAGCUGUGUCAAUCUGAGCCCAGACAUAUGAACAAACUUCGAGAACUUCACGGCCUUGAGAUUCUGCAUUCCUGUAUGAAGCUCAUCACAUGAACCCAUGACAGUAACAUGUUUUAUAAUCUUAUUGCUUCUCAUCAGUCUUGUUCUCUUCUGUAUUCUGGUUUAGGAUUAGACGCUUACCAACCCAUUGGGGAAAACAAAAAUUUGCUAAUAAACACUGUGUACCGUAUAACUUAUUUCUUUUUUAAACUUAUCAUUUAUUACUAUUCCAAUCAAUCAUUUUUUUAAUAAUAUGGAUUUUUCUAUUGAAAGAACCUUUAAGGCUAUCUCUAAAUGAGAAAAUCUCCUAAUUGCCUAAUCUACAUGAACAAGGUCAAAAACCUUAACAACAUUCUUGGCUAUCCUUGUUUUUCAUGCCUUUGUGAAUUUAUAUCAUUAAUUGCCAUGCAUAUGUGUGGAUGGAGGGUCAAGUGCAGCCAGUUUUACAAUUUUUAUGUAUCUGUUGUUAGAUUAAAAUUUCAUUAAAAUGUACAAAAUAUGUUCAUGAAACAAAAUAUUUGUCAUGAAUACUUUUGCUUUUGCUAAGCACAUAAAUAAAUUAUAAGAAUUCACUGUUUAAGCAAACAAGCACCUAGUCUGAAGACUUCACGUGAACAGUGGUAUAAUCUGUAAUUAUGGAAUUCUGAAGGACAGAUAUUGAUCAAGCAGUAUUAACAUACUGAUGGGAGAUGAAGUGAGAUGCUGAUUAGAUGGAUGUACUGUAUCCCUGUUGUUUAAGGCGUCAUAGUGUUAUAAUCUGUCAUUUAGUCAUUCGUCUUGACACUCUUUCUCUUAUUUACCAUGAAGAAGUGUGUUAAAUGAAAAUUAUGGAGCAUAUUGCUUGCAUAACAGCUUGUAUUACUGAGAAUCUUGUCAGUCAUACCAUUAUGUGACCAUAAUCACAAGUUCUAAUAAAUUGUGUGUUCUAAAGGGUAA
Messenger RNA from Micropterus salmoides (largemouth bass), 3091 nucleotides. It is a transcript of the gene ttc12, whose product is annotated as tetratricopeptide repeat domain 12. The transcript has 21 exons. The record is from RefSeq and is a predicted model, not a curated record. Gene Ontology annotation, molecular function: protein binding. Lineage: Eukaryota; Metazoa; Chordata; Actinopteri; Centrarchiformes; Centrarchidae. The coding region runs from base 113 to 2209 and encodes 698 amino acids.